Molecule: messenger RNA, 1488 nt
Organism: Effrenium voratum
Lineage: Eukaryota; Dinophyceae; Suessiales; Symbiodiniaceae
Source: the annotation of a GenBank genome assembly
AUGGUUCUUUGUUGUAUAUGCGGCGUUGGGAUCGACUCUGCAGUUACGACAGGGGCCCGUUGCGUGCAAUGCCUUCGCCGGGAGGUGGAUGUGGGAGCAGGGGUCAAUCGAAGAGCUGCCGUGCAGAGGUGCGGGACCUGUGGUCGCUGGCUUCGGCCCGGAGGGGGGUGGGCUGUCGCUGACAUGGAGAGCCGCGAGCUGCUGGCCAUCUGUCUGAAGAGUAUCAAAGGCAUUGGGAAGCACUUGCAGCUGGUGAAUGCCAGCUUCAUUUGGACGGAGCCGCACUCCAAGGAGCUGAAGGUGAAGCUGGAACUCCAGCAGGAGGCCAUGGUGGGUGUGGUGGUGCGGCAGGCGGUGAUUGUGGAGCUUAGAGUCAACAAUCUCCAGUGCACGGACUGCAAGAAGAGCUACACAAAGCAUACCUGGGACAGUUCCGUUCAGGUGCGGCAGCGCUCGGAGCACCGGCGGACCUUAAUGAUGCUGGAGCAACUGAUCCUGCAGCACAAGGCACACAAGAACCUCAUCCAGCUGAACAAUACAAAGGAUGGCCUGGACUUCUUUUUUAGCCGGGAACGUGAUGCGCAGGACUUUGUCGCAUUCCUUAAAUCUUGGGCUGUGGUGCGCCAUCACGAGUCCAAGCACCUGGUGAGCCACAACGCGCAGAACACCACGUACCGGUUCAAACGGACCACAUGCAUCGAAGUGUGUCCAGUUUGUCGGGACGACUUGGUCUACCUCCCACGAAAAGUCGCCCAGGCAUUGGGUGGCCUGCCGCCAUUGAUGCUCUGCACCAAGGCCGCCUCCCAGCUCUGCCUGCUGGACCCUGUCUCCAUGCGCUCGGUGGAGGUGGCCGCGGAGUACUGGCGCAAGCCCUUCAACUCCGUGGGCCUGCCUGCUCACAUGACGGAGUUCGUGGUGCUGGAUGUGGAAGACGGGUGCGCAGGCCGUGCAGGCGCCUGCGAGGUGGAGGUGGCAAGAACUUCUGAUUUUGGGAAGAACGACGAUCGCGUGCUGGUGCGGUCUCACCUAGGUGGUGUACUUCAAGUCGGGGAUGUGGCCUUGGGCUAUGACCUCCGGACAAUGCAUUUAGGCAUCGAUGAAGAAGAGAUGGAAUCCGCCACUUCGGAGGUUUUCCUUGUGAAGAAGAAGCGCCCAGAACGCACCGUUCGCAAGAAGCGCCCGGGCAAAGGCUCGAGUGUGGCGGCCUCGCUUGCCAAGAGGGACCGGAACCAGGAGGCAGAAGCUGAGAAGGCCGAGCCCGAAGCCGAGGAAGAGGUUGAGGAGGAGGCAUUAGCAAUGCAUGCAGCUGCGGAUGCUUGGUUCGCACAGCUGGAUUCGCAGUCUACGACUUCCGGGACAGAGAGGGAUGGUGAAUCCCGUCCAGCAGAGUCUGAGGCGGAGAAUCAGCACAGCGCUGGUUAUCCAGACCCUUCUGGUUUGGACAAAGGCGAGCCGGCGCAAAACGCUGAUUUGCCAGCCGCAGAGUGA